Naumovozyma castellii is the source of this 2151-nucleotide messenger RNA. RefSeq lists its product as uncharacterized. NCBI's taxonomy places the organism in Eukaryota, Fungi, Ascomycota, Saccharomycetes, Saccharomycetales, Saccharomycetaceae. The transcript has a single exon. The record is from RefSeq and is a predicted model, not a curated record. The coding region runs from base 1 to 2151 and encodes 716 amino acids.
AUGGCAAAAGACCAACAAGAAGAAGCUCUCAGAUCCAUUUACCGGCAUAUCUAUCUCCCCAACUCAAAGGAUCCAGUGGGGAAACCAGUUCACCUCUGGGAACCAUGUGUUUCAUUCAACACUGUCCCAUCUUCUUCCAGCGAGAAGGAGUACCCUGAUUUGGACUUUGAAGGGGUCACUAUGCCCAGUAUGAAGAGACAGCCAUUUUAUUAUCAUGAAUACCCCUCUAAUUCACAAUUAUGCUCAAGUAAGAACCCAAAGAGACAGAAAUCAAUGAAUGAAAUGUUUAAGAUGGCUCAGGGUGGAAAAAUUGUGAGGGUGGAUUACCCUAGUAGACCAAUGGUGGAUAAUGAAGCUAUGAUAAUGACAAAGAAACAGCCCCUUUGGAGGAAAAAAUGGAGAGAAAGAAAGAAAAUUAUAGAAGCUAGAAGGAAAUGUGACGGAGAUUCAGUUUUCAAAUAUAGGUUUAUCUUGUUUCCGCAUGAGGAAAAACAAAAGGAAGGGAAAGGCUCAGGAGGUACUCUUAAAAAAAGGUAUAUGGGCCUCAGUAAUAAUUCAUCGCAUUCUAGUUCAAAAACAGAUGUUAAACUAAAAGAACAGAAAAGACAAAAGGAAGUUAUCAAUUUGAAAAUUGGUGAUACGAACUUACCAAGGACAAUAGUGUGUCAUAUAAGUGGGAGAAGACACACUUGGGUAGCCUUAGAUUGGCUUUUUAAAGAACUAGUUCAAGACACAGAUCAUGUAGUAAUCUUAGCAAAUUUGCCGAGAAUGGUAUGUCGUUCAAAAGUUGCCCCAGAUACAAAAAAAAUUAUUCAAGAUGAACCUAAACUAUUAGAGGAAGAAUGGACUUCAGGUUAUUCAGAAAACUUGGUGGCCAGUAGAAUUGCAAGAAUUCUUGAAUACAUCUCAUUAAUUUUACCCGUGGAUAAAUCAAUAAAGAUAACUGUGGAAAUUGCCAUAGGAAAGACUAAAAAAGUUUUAAUAGAUGCAAUUAAUAUUUAUACACCAAAUUUAUUUGUAUUUGGAACUUUGAAGUGGUCCAAAACGGAAAAUUUAAUAUCUUAUAAAUCAAAUAUAUUAAUGGACACUUUUUGUGUUCAUUAUCCAAUUCCAACUUUUAUCGUUCCUGCAAGAAGAAUGUCCAAAUUUGAAUUAUCCUUACAGGAGCAGUUCGCUAAUUGCGAACAACAAAAGUCUUUCAAAAAAAACAAUCAUGUUGAUAAAGUAAAUAAAAAUCAACAAUCCAUCAUGUUGGCUGUUCAAUCACAGGAUUCAUUAACAGCGGGCUACGAAUCAAGUACAGAAACUGACUCCCUGGAUAGUGUUGAAAAGACGAGUGACGAUAAAGAUGAUAACGAAAGUGUGGAUACAUUACGAUCAUAUUCUAAUCAAACUGGAACUAGGGCAAAUUUAUGUAAUAUUGCCAGGGAUUAUCGACACUCAAUGUUAAAAGAAUUAAAUACAUUGGAAGCAAAUAAAAAGAAAUUGACAAAUCAAGAAAGGCAACUGGGAAAAUUGGAUAUUAUAAUUAAAGCAUCCAUUAGAUUAGUAUUGAAAACUGAUGAAAUAGAUGAGCAAAGCAUUGCAACUAAUAAUAAAGAUUAUAUGAAUUUGAAAACCACAAUCACAGGUGGUAAAUCACGCUCACAGUCAAGACCAAGGUCAAUGCUUGAUGUAAAUGGUUAUGAUCCUCGAGCUGAAACAAAACAGUCAGAACUUGGUGCAACUUUGUAUCAAAGUAGAGGCAGUUCGCAAAUUAGAUUCGCAGGUAAUGUUAAUCCAAAGGAUGGUAAAAGUGCAUUAGGAACUAUAAAGAAACCACAAUCAGGUGGCGCUUCCAUUCCCUCUUCUAAGUAUAUUUCCGAUUAUAGUUAUAAUGAUGUUAUACCAUUGCGUAAAAUCAAAAGUACAGGUGGUCUUCAUCCAAGAAAAUCAUCUGAAUCUACCCGAAGUACUGCCUCUUCAAAAUCUGUUGGGGAGAAGACCAAACCAAAAUCAGGUGGAUUCUUAUCUCUUUUCAAAGGUAGUAAUAAUAGUAGUAAAAGUGAUAGGUCAAGUAGAAGGGGAAGCACAAGUAGUAGCAAUGGUGACAAGGAUUCCAAAGGGUCUUCAAGACGAGUAAGUAGAUUAUUUGGGAUUGGAAAGGGUUAG